AUGGGCGUCGAAUCCUUUGCAUUUGUCCCUUUUCCCUCCCCAGGGCAGGCCUUCUUCACCGUCGGUGUCUGCAUAUUUUCUUACAUACUGCUUGUCUUGUUAUAUCGUCUAUAUCUCAGCCCACUCGCAGCAUUCCCCGGCCCGAAGAUCGCUGCAGCAACGCACUUGUGCGAGUUCUACUACGAUGUGAUUAAGAGGGGCCAGUUUGUGUUCAAGCUCCGAGAAUGGCACGCAAAACAUGGUCCAAUCAUUCGCAUCAAUCCUGAUGAGAUCCACAUUUACGACGCCGACUAUCUCCAGUCAUCAGUAUUCACGGCCAGCAGCGGCAAGCGGCGCGAGAAGUAUGAGGUUGCCACAAGAGUCUUCGGGGCGCCGCAAGCUGCCAUUGCAACGGUAGAUCACGACGUGCACCGGAUGCGGCGCAGGGCAAUGGGUCGGUUCUUCUCCAAAGAAAAUGUACGACGAGUCGAACCCAUCAUCCAGACCACGCUGCAGCGAAUGUUCGCACGGAUGCAGGACUACCGAGAGACCGGGCGUCCUCUGACCAUCUCACUGCUUUACAGUGCCUUCACCGCGGACGUCAUUACAGAGUAUGCCUUCGCCAAGUCGAACAAUUACUUGGAUAUGCCCGACUUGAACAAGAAGUUCUUCGACAUGAUGGUGGGAGUGCACGAGAUGGGAGCAGCGGCACGGUACUUCAAGUGGAUGAUGCCGGUGCUAAACUCGCUCCCGCCUUGGCUUGUCACCAAGCUGAAUCCCGGCAUGCGCGAGUUCUUCGUCUUCCAGGAAGACAUGAAAGGGCGUAUCCAGGAGGUCAAGGAGAAAAGCGAGUACUACGGGACACUCACACACAAGACCGUUUUUCACGAGAUCCUCACCAGCAAUAUUCCUGCACCGGAGAAGACGGUCGACCGACUGUGGCAGGACGCGGAGAUUGUGAGCGUUGCGGGGACUGAGACGACCGCUUGGACGCUCGUGGUCAUUACGUAUUAUCUGUUGGCCGACCCCGAAGUCCUGAGGAGGUUGAGGGUCGAGCUAUUCACCAUCACCGAGGAGUCCGUGCCGUGGAAGCGACUGGAGAAAUUGCCCUAUUUGACCGCGAUCAUCCAAGAGGGCCUCCGGCUGUCCUUUGGCGUUACUUCCCGCCUGGUGCGUACCUGUCCCGACGAAAUAGUCAGGUACACAAACAAGGGUAAGAUAAGGGAGAUUCCUGCCGGGACACCCAUCUCGACCACCGGGCCACUCUAUCACCUCGAUUCAUCCAUCUUCUCCGAUCCUCUCCGGUUCCGCCCAGAGCGUUGGUUAGAACAAGGCCAGAGCCUCGACAGAUACCUGUGGUCGUUCUCGAAAGGAUCACGCCAGUGCUUAGGCAUGAACCUCGCCUACGCCGAGCUUUACCUAUGUCUCUUUGCAGUGUUUCGGAGAUACGGCGGGCCUGGAGAUCAAAGUCCAAGGAUGGAGCUGUUCGAGACAUCUGUCGAGGACGUGGAGUUCAAGUAUGAUCUCUUCGUCCCGUAUCCAAAGAUGGAAUCAAAGGGCAUCAGGGUUGUGCUGAAGGAUGACUGA
Messenger RNA from Coniosporium apollinis CBS 100218, 1566 nucleotides. RefSeq lists its product as uncharacterized. Gene Ontology annotation, molecular function: monooxygenase activity; heme binding; iron ion binding. The transcript is spliced from 2 exons. NCBI's taxonomy places the organism in Eukaryota, Fungi, Ascomycota, Dothideomycetes. The record is from RefSeq and is a predicted model, not a curated record. The coding region runs from base 1 to 1566 and encodes 521 amino acids.